Messenger RNA from Culex pipiens pallens (northern house mosquito), 2601 nucleotides. RefSeq lists its product as uncharacterized. The coding region runs from base 1405 to 1896 and encodes 163 amino acids. The record is from RefSeq and is a predicted model, not a curated record. The transcript has 2 exons. NCBI's taxonomy places the organism in Eukaryota, Metazoa, Arthropoda, Insecta, Diptera, Culicidae.
AGACCUCAGAGCAGGUCAGAACAGUUAAUUUACUGCCAAAACAGCCUAGUUUACGCGAAUAAAGUCUUAUGUAUUAAACAGUUUUGUUCUUUGUAAUCUGAGUGUUGUAAUUUGUAUUAACCGGGAAACAAAGUGCGACAGGAUCAACAGACGUUCUUAUGUGCGCAAACAUAAAUGGUCCUUCGAGCCGGAUCAUGUCGUACCGUAAAAUCCUGGUUUCGAGUUCGGUGGACCAUGUCUGUCGACGCAAAGUAUCUGUGCCGUUAAGAAUCGCCGGUUGAAGAUGGCGCCGGGAGCCAUUCUGUUGUGAAGUGCUGAAAAGAACACUAGAAGAGCCGCCAUCUUCCAUAACCGAUACCGCAGCCCGCGCGCGUCUGGAUUGCACCCCGAUGCGUGGUCAGAUUCCGCCCGAGACAACAGAAACCGGGUUAUUUCGUGAAAAUCUGCUCCGUCGAAGAAAUUCACAAAUUUCGUGUUGAGUGUUUUUUUGUUUUGAUGUUUGACAACUGCGGUUGUCACUGCGAGCUCCACCAACUGUCAGUGAAGAGAAGAGCUGGGAGCUAUUUCGCCGCAUCAGGGAAAAGUCUGCAGAAACGACUGCAGAAGUCUGCACACCAGAAGAUUCGGACUAAAAAGAUAAGUCGUGAUAAAUCCCGUGUUCAAAAUCUCGUGUAAAUGUGUACUGCAUCCUCCAUUUUGUUUUGUGUCGCCAUCUUGUCUGAGCGAGGUGAAAAAAAAUGUGAUCGAAAGUGAGCAAAAUUCGAUCAAGUUGCAAAAUUGUGCGUGCCGGUGUAAUACCGCACAGCUCUGCCGUCGGGCGAAAAUUGAAUGGCGAACUGGAAUCGCUGCUCUGCAGUGACAGUUCUAAUCGGAGAAGAGAAACGUCAAACGGAUCGGUUUGUUUACGACACGGGUGAGACGACGAUGAAAAAGCAGUUCGGUUGGUUCUAAAAGUGCAGCUCGGUCGUCGCUGCAUUUCGGUUCGCCAAGCCGCAGAAGUGCAGUCCUGCGCAAAUAAACAGCUUUUGGCGUAAUUCGGAACGGUCGCGCGGUGGAAUAGUUACGGUUCGUGUGCGGUGUUGUGGCCAUACAAGUUGGUCGUGUGCCCACUGUGAAGCGACCAAGCUGAAGAAUGAUGCAUCCAUCGGUGGAGAAGAAGUUCACUGGAACCCAGUGAAGAUUCCUGUCCGUUUGCUGAGCAAGAAGAGGACCGAAACGUGUCCAUGCCCUCGGAAACGAUCCGAGACUGCAAGUGAAGAGUUGGACCGCUCAUCGCCGGUGUGCUUAGAGCGCACGCACAUCACACGCACACGCAGCUGCAGAUUAUUAUCUGCCCUGUGCACAACAACGAACAGCAGAGGCGUCGUCGGAGUUCUGAUCGACGAGCCCCAACAAACCAGCAGAAUGUUCAGCACGUCUCAAGCUGAUAGGAGGAUCCAGCGUAAAGGCCUAAGGGGUGGCGCGUUCGUGGUCGGACGGACCAGAACAGCCCCCCACCGCCAACCCAAGUUAAGUGUGGCGUCGCUGGAUCGCUCGAGUGAAGCAGAAACUUUCGGGUUCGCGUUGUAUCUGCUGACGAACGGCAGGGGUAGAUUGCCGUGGAGAUCGGCGAUUCAGUCGCCCAUUCAUCGUUCUUCCCACGGAACUGUACCAGUAGCACGCGCAGCGAAGACGCAGAUCCGCAGAGCCACGUACAGCAGUGAACCGCAGCAGCAUCUUCGAACGCGGUCGCGGAGGAAUUCUACCGGGAUGGUAGACCUCACUAGCAGCCGCAACCUGGAAACCAGAACAUCAUACCCUGUCCGGCAAGUCAACUUGUCGGAGAUUCAUCGCCUACGAGCAGCGGCAGCAGUCGCUCAAGUAUGCAGAUGUUCGUGGUUCCAGCAAAAAGCCUAAUGGGGUGGCACGGUUGUGGUCGGACGGGCCAGACCAGCCACUCCAAAACGGCUCCGAGUUAAGUAGCCCUAAUUACUGACUAUUUGUUCAGACAAUCAGCCGUACUCAAUCUGUCCCCAGACUUCAACGCCCACAACAGUACUGCAUCCAUCUGACGUCAACUCCAACAGCAGUGUGGAGUACUACUGACCACUCAACCGAGUGUGGACGGUCAUGCCGUGUUGUCGUGUACAGCAGCGUGAUCCGUACAGGUCGCUAGGCCAGCGGCAGAAGCUUUCGGUGCGCCGACCGGAAGUUUCAUUGAUGUUCGCCCAGCUUUGGGGAACAAUCUCCACGUACAGUGGUGGAGACGCAACUACAGGCGCAAAGAUGACGUCAAGCAUGGAAGGGACACACUGGUCCCAACUUCCAUUCCAGUAGAGACGCAGUUCUCUUUGGUUAGCGGACGCUGAUCCGCUGACACCGGUACCACGAGGUGCCUACAAACUGGAAUGGUCUAGCAGAAGUUGAAGGCGAAGAAGAAGAACCCAACAGCAGUUGGACUACAGUUCAGAUGUGGGGAACAGACGGACGGACGGAGGAGAACAGAAGUUGGACAAGUUAGCAGCAGAUUGUUUCGUCGGUUAUGGAUGGCCUGUGGGAACAGGCAACAACAACAAGUCGUUCGAAGAAGGACGUCACUGUAACUGCAGUACCAGUGAGUCA